Messenger RNA from Phoenix dactylifera (date palm), 2991 nucleotides. Its product is annotated as Tetratricopeptide repeat (TPR)-like superfamily protein. The record is from RefSeq and is a predicted model, not a curated record. Gene Ontology annotation, biological process: RNA modification. Lineage: Eukaryota; Viridiplantae; Streptophyta; Magnoliopsida; Arecales; Arecaceae. Gene Ontology annotation, molecular function: RNA binding; protein binding.
CUUGCCCUCCCUACUAAAACCUCAGCGUCGCCCCCCCUGUUUCCUUGAAAACCUCAGCGUCGCCCCCCCUGUUUCCUUGAAAGCCCAUGUCCCCGUAACAGCUUACAUGGCGGCGAACGCCGCCUCGGUUCUCAACCGUCUGAUCCAAAACGCCGCCCGACCCAGAAAGCCUUUCAAACCCACCAACCAAUCCCCCACCGCCUCCAUCCUGCCCCACCUCGACUCCGGCGACCUCCCCCGCGCCAUCGCCGCCCUCGCCGCCUCCGCCGUCCCUUUCCCCGCCUCCGUCUACGCUCGCCUCCUCCAGCUUUGCUCCUCCCGCCGCGCCCUCGUCGAGGCCCGCCGCAUCGAGUCCCACCUCGUCGCCUUCUCCCCUUCCCCCUCCACCUUCCUCCUCAACCGCGCCAUCGAGACUUACGCCAACUGCGGCAGCCUGAGGGACGCCCGCGAGCUGUUCGACGAGAUGCCCAAGCGGGACGGGGGCACCUGGAACGCCAUCAUCGCCGCGUGCUCCCGCGCCGACCAGCCCGAGGAGGCGCUAUCCUUGUUCUCCCGCAUGAAUAGGUCCGGCAUUCGCCCGAAAGAUGUCACCUUCGCCUCCGUGCUCGGUUGCUGCGCCGACCUCUUGGCCCUCUUCCUUGCAAAGCAAAUCCACGGCCUAAUUCUGAAGCUUGGGUUCUGUUUGAACGUGAUUCUGGGCACCUCACUCGUCGACGUCUACGGGAAGUGCUGGGUGAUCGAUGAUGCAAGGAGGAUGUUUGAUUCCAUUGCGACCCCGAAUGCUGUUUCCUGGAAUGUCAUUGUCCGCCGCUACUUGGAGGUGGGUAGAGGAAAGGAUGCAGUCGCUAUGUUCUUUCGCAUGAUUAAACGCGGCAUAAAGCCAUUGAAUUUUACCGUUUCGAAUGCUCUUAUGGCAUGUUCGGAUAUUUCAGCGCUCAAGGAGGGAUGCCAGGUCCACGGAAUGGUCCUGAAGAUUGGUUUUGAAGGGGAUAAUGUUGUAAGGAAUUCGCUCAUGGAGACAUAUGCAAAGUGUGGUGUUCUUGAGGACGCUCGUAGGCUCUUUGAUCAGUCCACCUCAAAGGAUGUGGUCUCAUGGACUUCCAUGGUGUCGGGUUACGCAGCAUGUGGGAGAAUCAGUGAGGCAGAGGCACUCUUUGAGGAGAUGCCUGAAAGGAAUGUUGUCUCCUGGAAUGCAAUGCUGGUGGGUUACGUGCGGUCCCUUCACUGGGACAAGGCCAUGGAUUUCUUUCACCGGAUGAGAGGAGAAACUGAAGAGACCAACCUUGUCACUCUUGGUUUAGUACUGAAUGUGUGCGCCGGGCUUUCGGAUCUUGAUUGGGGGAAACAGAUUCAUGGGUUUGCUUACAGACAUGGCCUCUGCUCAAAUCUCUUUUUCGGCAAUGCUCUUCUAGAUAUGUACGCGAAAUGCGGGUGCCUGAGAAGCGCUGAGCUUUGGUUUCUUAGUAUGGCAUCUCAGAGGGAUAGGAUAUCAUGGAAUUCAUUGAUCUCAGGGUAUGGGCGGCACGGCCGAAGUGAAGAGGCCUUGCAUGCUUUCAGCGAGAUGCAAUGGGAGACAUGUGCAGAUGAGUUCACAUUCAGCACGAUAUUGGCUGCUUGUGCGAAUAUCUUCAUGCUCGAACACGGGAAGGAAAUCCAUGGCUACAUGAUCAGAAAUGGCUUCGAGAUGGAUGUCAUUAUCAGAGGGGCAUUGGUUGACAUGUACUCCAAAUGCCGGUUGAUAGAGUAUGGCAUCAAAGUUUUUGAAAUGGAGAGUUCACGGGAUAUAGUCCUCUGGAAUUCGAUGAUUUUAGGAUGUGCUUAUAAUGGGAGGGGUGAGUAUGGUCUUGAACUAUUUGAAGCGAUGCGGAAAGAUGGGAUUAGGGCAGACAAUGUCACUCUCAUUGGCAUUCUACUUGCUUGUAUCAGUGAGGGCUACGUCAAUUUGGGUCGACGGUAUUUUGAUUCGAUGACUGAAGAGUAUGGUAUCAUACCUCGGGUUGAGCAUUACGAAUGUAUGAUUGAACUAUUAGGCAAGCAUGGCUUCAUGGUUGAACUCGAGGAUUUCGUCGAACACAUGCCAUUCGAGCCGACCAUCCCAAUGUGGACAAGAAUCUUUGACUGUUGCCGAGAACACGGGAACAGAAAACUAGGAGAAAGGGCUGCAAGAUGCAUCAAUGAAUCAAACCCCUUGAAUCCAGUUCAGUUUGAGGUCCUUUCUCCAGAGUCUUCUGACUGCACUUAACAAGUGAUGAAGCUAGUUUACAUCAAUUACAGAGUGUAGGCGUCAAAAGGUCUCAAAUGUGGAUGAAUGAUGGGAUCAUAUGGAUCCUUUUGCAAACUAGCCCGGCAUGGCAAUGGCUGUUUGGUGACUGAUGAAUCAAGCUGUGGCUUCACAAGGUUGGAAGGGGUUCACAAAUCGAGCAAAUACAAUUGCAAGCAGCAUUAUCUGCUUGUGUUGCCCAUGGGGAGGCUCUGCGUUAUUAUUCGGAGAAAGGUGAUCAAUGGUAAAGCAUGAAAUUUUGGUUCUUGCUUUACAAUUGCAACGAGGAGGCUAGUGUGAAUAAGCACUAUCCAUACUAUGGUACUCGUGCUUUUACAUUUGACCGUUGGAGCUCAAAUUAGUGAAGAAAACAAGAAUUACACCACCACAAACAUGGGUGAUGCGUCAAAUUUGUAGCAACGCAGCAUCUAUGAAAUGUAUCAUGAUAAAUUGCUGACAAGAUUUCAAAUAUGAAGAAGAGAUCUCAUUAAAUUCUUAGUGGCUAAUCAGUCCUGGAGUUGAUGGAGUUUUGUAAAACUCUUUGGCCCCUCUUGGGUCCGGAUAUGUAUUUUUUUCCUUAUGCUUCUUUUUCUCAAAAAUAUGUAGCAAUUCUCGAUCAUGAGUUAUUUACCAAACAUUAUACUGGCUAAUACUGUUGCAUUUCAACACCUGUCUUUUGGGUUUAUAUAUUUGUGUUCGUUGUGGAAAGUUUUUCACCAAUCCUGCACCAG